UCUGAAGAAGGCGGUCGUUGCUGCUGUUUCCCUAGUCACUUUAACUGUUAGAGAUCCACAAUUCUCCCCAUUUCUUUUUCUCGGAAGUAAUUAGGAGUGAUUAGACUCAAGAAUUUGCCGCUGCUUGGUAAGAAUGACACGAUAUUUGAAAGUUUUCCUCCUCAUGGUGAUUGCGGUGUUCAUAUACGUUUUACUCUACAUGCGUGAAAGCAGAGGGAACUACAUUUUAUCGAGAACUUUCUUUUCAGAUAAUGCUACUAGGAAUGGCUCGUGGCUUUCCUUUGAGUGGCUUCCUGGAGGACUUCUGAACUGGAAUGCAACAGACACUUCCAUUUCGACAAUACCAAAUGCACUUGAGAGUCAUUUGGUCCCUCUUAGAGGAAUUGGUGAUUCUUUUUUGCCCUUCGAGAAAUUGAAUGAAAGCAGCUCUGAAGAGGCAGCUGAUGGGAAUCCACCUCUCAAGAAGAUACUCUUUUGGAAUGAUUUCUUCGGUGACAAAUCACAAGGCUUUGGUUUUGGUCGGGAUCCUUUCGUCAAGUCCGGGUGUCGAAUCAGCACUUGCUUCACGACGGCAAACCGCAGCCUGUUUUCGCUGGAGGAGGUGGAUGCAGUUGUCUGGCACGUCAGGUCCGGUGAUCAGUCCUUCCCUUCCAAGAGGUCUCCACAUACCAGAUACAUAUAUUGGCUUCUAGAAUCACCGAUGCAUGUGCAUACCAAUCUCAAAAACUUGACAAACGUCUUCAACUGGACCUUCACUUAUAGGCUAGACUCUGAUGUUCCUACUCCGUUUGAUAGGGUGUACCGCUUGCGAACACCUGGGCCUGUACCUGCUGGGAGGAAUUAUGCCUCUGGCAAGACAAAGUUGGCCGCCUGGUUUGUCUCUAACUGCCAUACCAGAUCUGGCAGAGCAACGUUGGUGAACACGCUCAAGAAGUGGAUACCGAUUGACGUUUACGGAGGUUGUGGUCAGCACAGAUGCCCCAGGAGUGAAAAUUGUUACAAAAUGCUCGAACGGGAUUACAAAUUCUACUUUUCUUUCGAGAAUUCCAUCUGCAAAGAUUAUGUCACCGAGAAAAUAUUUAACGUUUUGAGGUAUAAUGUUGUACCAGUGGUUUAUGGUCUUGCAAAUUACACGGCAUUUUUACCUCCUAAAUCUCACAUUAAUGUUCUUGACUUCCCAAGUGCCGAGAGUUUGGCUAGGUAUCUUCAGUAUUUAGAUAAAGAUGAUACAGCAUACAAUGAAUAUUUCAGGUGGAAACCUUAUCACAAAGUACUAUCAAAUUCUGGAGAGGGAUGGUGUGACAUGUGUGCGAAACUUCACGAAGACCAGUCUCCGAAGGUCUACGACGACAUAGACAAAUGGUACAUCACAGAUGCAAAGUGUCUGACCGAUCAGUCGCCGGAGAUAUCGAAUUUCGUUAGUGGAAUUCCUAUAGGGGACGGCGUCGACCCCAACAGGAUAGUUCGACCUUGAAAUGAUACUCGUUUCCUCAGUAUUGGGAUGAACGAAAUGCAAGAAGUUCAUCACUCCGAUUUGUGUAAAGAAGUCUGUAAGUUUAUGAUGUAAACGUGUUUGUAUUUGCGUCGUAGCUGUGUUA
This is a messenger RNA of Macrobrachium nipponense, 1598 nucleotides long. Its product is annotated as alpha-(1,3)-fucosyltransferase C-like. Gene Ontology annotation, molecular function: fucosyltransferase activity. The transcript is spliced from 10 exons. Gene Ontology annotation, cellular component: membrane. The record is from RefSeq and is a predicted model, not a curated record. Bases 134 to 1474 code for a protein of 446 amino acids. Lineage: Eukaryota; Metazoa; Arthropoda; Malacostraca; Decapoda; Palaemonidae.